CAACCCCGAGUCCUUCUCGCGAGUCCUCGGCUGCAGUAUGUGUAUUAAAUGAAAACCUCUUCCACCACUUACUACUCGGACUGACAGCGAUGGCGUUCACCGUGAAGAAACUGUCCAUAACUAUUGAUCCGGUAAACGACAGCAAUACAUUUACCAACGGAGACUGUCUGUCAGGCCGAGUUACUCUGAAAGUGUCGAAGGAAACUCAUAUCCAGUGUUUCUCUAUCAAAGCCAAAGGGAAAGCGUCUGUGUUGUGGUCUGAACAUUACGGGAAAUACGGCACGGUGGUCUACCACGAUAAAGAAACCGUCUUCAAAUCAGUCCAGUACUUCGUUCAAGAGAAGAAGAAUAAAGGGCAAGAUGGCUCCUUGUUGUUAACAAAUGAGGCUGGGCAAACUUACUCAAAGAUUGUUGCACCUGGAAUCCAUGUCUACCCUUUCACUUUUCAGAUUCCCCUUAUAGACAUGCCUGCAUCCUUCAAAGGCUACCAUGGAAACGUUGAUUACUUUUUGGAAGCUAAGCUGUCCAGGUCAAUGCGGAUAUCCCGCAAAGCCAGUAUAUAUUUUAACUAUGUUCCCGAGGGAGACAUGUCUAUACCUGACUUGAUGAUGCCUCAGUGUGGGAAUACAGAGAAGAAGAUGAAAUUCUUCUCAUCUGGGAGUGUGGCCAUGAACAUUUCCACAGAGAGGAUGGGUUACCGUUUAGGGGAGGUACUGAAGGUAAGGAUAGAUAUCGAGAACAACUCCUCUCAAACAGUCAAGCCAAAGUUCUGCUUCUACCAGAAGCAAAGCUUUUUUGCCUCGAAAAAAAGGAAACUUGCCAUCAAAAAACUACUGAAAUACAAAGGCAGCGCCAUUGAACGGUCAACCAAGACGACUAUGACUGAAGUGUUGUACAUUCCAGAAGACACCUGUGUUUCCAUCCUCAACUGCAAGGUACUUAAAGUGGAAUAUAGACUUAAGGUCUGUCUGGAUGUGAAAUUUGCUUCUAAUCCAGAAAUCAAGCUGCCAGUGGUGCUUCUUUGCCAGAAAGAAACCAGCGCUGCAGCACCUGUGGAUAUGCACAUUGGAUUUGAUUCUUGGACCAGCAGCCAGGCAGGGUGGAAUAGCUCUGCUGAUUAUAGUACUGUUCAUGGAAGAAAUCAAUCAUUGAAUAGAGUUCAAUGAAAACUGAAGAGGAGCACUUUUCAUUUCUCCUGAAUGUUUACAGGUAACACCAUCAGAAACUACAGUUUUCCAAUAGAAGACGACCUCAGCAUUCUCCCUAGGACUCAAACCCACAACCUAUCCAUUUAUUCAUUCUAAUUUAUCACUACAGUACUCACUGCCUCCUUCAGUCGGGUUUCAGCAGAGUUUAGAUUUGCUCCUGUUUUAGUGGAACUGUGGGAUGAUGCAGUUGCAUUGUUUUUAAUGUAAUUUUAAUCGUUUACAGUUUACUUUAAUACUUUGCUGUCUUCAUUACUCUAAAGGUACAAUUAUGCAUUUUUAAAUACUUUUAAGCGAGAGAUUUUCUACUUAUGCAAUUGUUAAUAUUUUUAUAUUAAAUUGUAACCCCCUCGUCAGUGUGUGCAUAUGCAUGACAAUCAUUAAGGCAUAAGAAUCUGAGAAUUAAGGCAGCUCUUAGAUUCCAUGACUUCUGAUAUACUGCCUCAUACAUUACAUGUUUUAAUCUACUGUCUCUGCUUUUUGGAGGUUUAUUUGCUGAUGGUGGCCUCAUUACAUGUUCACAUCAGCUUAUAUCUGAAACUCUGAGAGGUGUCUUUUCCUCUCAAGUGUACUCCUCGAAGGUUAGUUUCAUGAAGCUAAUGUUGAGAAUAUCUAGUUUAAUGUACUUUCUGAAGUAAGAUGAAAAAAAAAUUCUAUCAAGCAUUUUCAUAAUCUCAAGCUGUGAGCUGUAGGCCUACGAUUGUGCAAACAGCAGCAUCUAGUGGCUGACUUUGUGCUUUCACUAAGGGAUUCUGAAGAAUGGCAUAUAACUCCUGGGUAAAGCUUUUCUCUCUAAUGAAGCUUUCUUAUCACAUGGAGAUUCCCCUGUGCUGUGGAGUGACUACCAGACCACUUUAAAUGAAGUCAGCCAUGUUGCUAUUGUCAACCCAAUGCAGCAGUUCUCUCAGUUUUCUCCAUAGUCCACACCUUUAAAGGCAAUGAUUGUAUUGAGUCAUCACAACUCAAAGAACCAUUUGAAUGCUUAAAUGGUUCUUUGCAUGGUGAAAUGCUUCUUCUCUGUGAUGGAGAACCUGUUGUAUGUAGUUCCUUAAAGCAGUGGUUUUCAAACCAGUCCUCAGGGAUCCCCACAUUUUUGCUCUUUUCUUGUGUUUUGCAUUGCAGCAAAGAUCUGGACUGUUUGGGCUUCUGUCAUGACCACUGCUUUACCACUGCUUUAAAUAACGUUUCAAAAACAGUUCUAUAUAGCAUGACUAUUGUUACAAGUUAUAGAAUCCUUUUUGGCACUAUAUAGAACAGUUUUGCUGAAGAGUGCAUCCUUAAACUUACACUAGUGUUUAAAAGUUUGGAAUCACUGUCCUAAUAAUUGCUGUGCAGUGAUAACGUACACAGUAUAUAUACUG
Molecule: messenger RNA, 2566 nt
Organism: Colossoma macropomum (tambaqui)
Lineage: Eukaryota; Metazoa; Chordata; Actinopteri; Characiformes; Serrasalmidae
Product: arrestin domain-containing protein 3-like
Exons: 8
Coding region: 90-1166 (358 amino acids)
Biological process (GO): protein transport
Cellular component (GO): plasma membrane; cytoplasm
Source: RefSeq, a predicted model, not a curated record